AUGGGGGUGUCUGCCAUCCGAGUUGCGGGCUGCAUCGCCGCCCUGUACAGCCAGCGUCGUCUGGUCGGAGAUAGGAACAGACUGCCCAUCAUGCAGUUCAGCACACAGCAGAGACCGAUCCUGGAAGCCCUGGCGCACGGGGAAGUCUUGCAUGCAUAUGCCAAGUGGAGCGUUGGCGAGUUCACCAACCACAAUCACAACGCAGACGUCCGCCGAGGGAUCGCCACCGUCUUCAAAGUCUUGGUUGUGCGAUCGUCUCGUCUACUUCACGAGCUGGCGGAGCGAUGUGGCUGGCAGGGCCUGUACGCGCACAAUCAGAUCACCGAACUCGCAUCAACCUUCCAGGGGAACUCCGUGGCCGAGGGCGACACUCUCGUUAUAAGUAUUCGUCUCGCUUCAGAACUCCUCAUGAGCAGAUAUGGCCUUCCACAACCGACUGAUCCGACAGGAUCUCUUGCCAUGUAUGAAGCCGGGAUGAUCGAAGAGGUUGCGAGAGACAAAAACCUUGCACUCGGCGACUCCGGCAGCUUGAGGGGCACGACUUAUAACAACAGCGUUCUCCCUCGAUGCAGAGCAAUGGUGGAGGCCAUUGGACAGCGCAUGGCUUACGAGGCAGCCCGGGCGCAAGGCAACAUCGCGCCCGAGGUGCUCAACGCUUUUGAAAAGUCUUGCAUUCAGAAGGAUCCAUCCUGGUUUGUCGAACAUUGCCACGGCACUCGAUCUGCGUUGCGGGACGACGAGAACAGGGCAUACUCCAACUUGUUGCCCCUCUUGCCCACGCUGAUGGAAAGGGCCAAUGCUAAAGACUACAUCACGGCGCCGUUGGUUGAAAAGGGAGACAUGGAGGACUUCAUCAAGACCCUGCCGGCUUUUGGGGCUCGUACGGACGACGUGGUAGCAGAGCGGGCCCCAAAGUCCAGACUUUGA
Colletotrichum tamarilloi is the source of this 927-nucleotide messenger RNA. RefSeq lists its product as uncharacterized. The coding region runs from base 1 to 927 and encodes 308 amino acids. Lineage: Eukaryota; Fungi; Ascomycota; Sordariomycetes; Glomerellales; Glomerellaceae. The record is from RefSeq and is a predicted model, not a curated record. Gene Ontology annotation, molecular function: oxidoreductase activity, acting on the CH-CH group of donors. The transcript has 2 exons.